AUGCGCAGUAACGAUCAUUACAACUGAGACAGUUGAGCAAAUCAGAAAACGGACAAUGAUUACAACAGGCACUAUAAUUGCGUUGCUCAGCACUGUGAUCGCUAUGGCAUUAGCUGCCAAAUGCAGUUUACCAGCACCGGGCGUUUGUGGGAUCAGAGCGCUGAAGGAAAUUGAGGAACCGUUCUACCCGUGGACAGCUGUGCUUAUUGUGCAACCUCAGUGGAAUGGUCCUAUUGUUGCCAUCUGUGGUGGAACCCUAAUAUCCGAUCGGUUUGUUUUGACACCAGCGCAUUGUUUCGAGAAUUUGCCGGGAUAUGUCACAUUCAAGAUACGUUUGGGUGGGUGGAACAUUACAAGUGAACGGGCCUGCGAUGCCGAGUUGUGUGCAGGAAGAAUCAUCGACGUUGCAAUCGUCAGUCAUGUCAUUCACCAGGACUUCAACUCUAGCCACAUCCAACAUGAUAUUGCCAUGAUUAAACUUGCCAGGCCAGUGACAUUCACGAAUUUUAUAUCGCCAAUAUGCCUUCCUUGGAGUGAAUCACACAUGAAUCCACUUGAAUCCGGUAGAAUACUCAGAGUUGUGGGAUGGAACAUUGUGGAAGAAAAUUACAUUCCUAACGUUACGGAUUUUAUUGGGGAUCGCCAUCAAAACUCCAUGGAAGUGCGUACCGUAAGCGACGAGGAAUGUGAUUUUGAUUUUCAGUCAACUUCGGAGAUUUGUACCGAGCAAGUGGAUGAAAAUAAUCUUCAACGUGUUGAUUUUGCAAGAUCGCUCGUCACGCAGGAAAGGGAUGAUUACUGGUAUCAGCAUGGACAUGGAGUUUGGGAGUUUGGAAAUCCUAAGCAACACGAAUCUGAUAUAUUCACUCGUAUUACUCAUUAUUUGGAUUGGAUUCGGGAGAACUUGAACGGUGCUGGUCCAUGCUGAUCAUUGUUAAUAAAAAUCAUAACACAGAUGUGAUCCUGGAAUUGAUACACCUCAGAUAAUCAGAGUUUUAUAGGAAAAGCUCUGGAUUAAAUUAAAGCCAAAUGUAUCCAUUGUAGGUACCUUUACCGGUUUAAACCUCAUUUCUGAGCAAAUAUUCUUACACUAAUCUAAACAGUGUGUGUAGCUUGAUGACAAUUCCGAGUUCAUACAUCUUCACAAGCAGUGA
Messenger RNA from Ochlerotatus camptorhynchus, 1154 nucleotides. RefSeq names its product CLIP domain-containing serine protease B4-like. Bases 56 to 928 code for a protein of 290 amino acids. NCBI's taxonomy places the organism in Eukaryota, Metazoa, Arthropoda, Insecta, Diptera, Culicidae. The transcript is spliced from 3 exons. Gene Ontology annotation, molecular function: serine-type endopeptidase activity. Gene Ontology annotation, biological process: proteolysis. The record is from RefSeq and is a predicted model, not a curated record.